CUGGUUGUGACAGCCAUUCCGAAAAUAUUAUAUCCUUCCAACCUCCUCAAACGCAAAGUUUGCUUCCAACGCUCUUGUUUUGAAUUAUUUAAGACGGUCGUUAUACCCAAUCUCUGUGGUGCAAAGUUCAGAGUGUGCAAUCGUUAUACAAGUACUUGACGGAGUACAGUCCUAAAACAUAUCGUUACACAUUGCAAUAAUGAAGGCGGCUUUCGCUUUAUUGGCUUUGGCCACUUCGACUUUCGCUCAAGGGAUUCAAGAAAGAUGGUACUCAAGUCCUCCUGAAUAUUCAAGCCCUCCUGGGUAUCCCGUGGAGACUGAUACUACUACUUGGACUACAUAUACUUCAACUACAAUCUGUCCGGUAUGUUAUGGUUCAUUUAUGAUGCUUCGUAUGACUGAAGUUGGAAGCUGCUUGGAUAAUCAUGAGAUUCUUAUUGUUUAAUCUCAUUCGAGGUAUGAGAUGAAGUCACCCAUACUUGGCAUACUAUGGAUGAGGAUUAAUUGAUUAGACAAACGAGAGGUUCCAAUGCUCGGGGUUCUUACUCACACUUAAGUUGAACUACAUUCGUGCAACUAGAUAGAAUCCUCACUAUCCUAGCAGGGUUUGAACAUUUAUGAGGAUUAAUAUUAUACUGUUUACAUAUUUUCACGUUCAUAAGGCAAGAUCUAAUUUAUUUUUCAUAGGUCACCUCCACAACAACCGAAAAAGGAACAACAAAAUGGGUCACCAGUAUCGCAACAUCAACUGUAGUGAUCACUAGCUGUGUUGGAGGUUGCGGAGGAGUUGUUACUGUCCCAGGUCCAACUGGUUGGGCAACAACAACUACUGAUGUACGAUGAUCCCGUGAAAAUGUCUUUGGAAUCGAAAUUGACUCAUUCGCUAGGUUGUGGUCACAUAUACUACCACCUGCCCUGUGACAGAGACUGUCACAGCUCCUGGAAUAACAUAUACUAAGACAUACGCUACAACUUCUGUCGUCGAAACUGGUGGGUCCUGGAGAAACCAACUUGAUGUUGAAAAGUUACUGACACGCGAGACUAGUUGUACCCACAAUUAUCGUCAAUACGGUUACUGCACCACCUCAAACCACUGCUGUUGAAACUGCUGUUGUAGAGACAAUUACCAGUUUAUGUCCUAUCACCGAAACCACAACUAUUUCUGGAAAAGAAGUGACAGUCACUUAUACGACCACGUCUUUUUACACAACCCACGUUCCAACAUAUGUUGAAGCCACAACAAUUGCCCCUGGCAAAACCGAGACGUAUGAGACCUCUCUCAGUUCUUGAGGCUUGUUUUUGAAGCUAAUAUUUUUGCAGUGCUGUAACCGAAGUCGUCUCCACAGUCACAAGUCUCUGUCCAGUAACAGAAACAAAAACGAUCUUGGGAGUUGUUACAACUAUCACUUAUACAACUACUUCAUUAUAUACAACUAAUGUCCCGACAUAUGUUGAAGUUACAAAAACUGCUCCUGGUAAAACCGAAACGUACGAAUGCCUCUUCACUCCUUUUCUAUUUGGAAACUAAUAUUCUGUUUAGUGCUGUCACUGGAGUCGUUUCUACAAUCACAAGCCUUUGCCCAGUAACAGAAACAAAGACUAUCGCGGGAAAUCUGGUAACUGUCACUUAUACAACUACUUCACUCAUCGUCACAAAUGUGGGAACUACAGUGGAGGUACAAACUACUCUUCCGGCGAAGACCAAGACGUGAGAUCCCUAUCCCUGCCCUGGAAUCUAUAUAUUGGGCAUGAAAAAUUAACCAUGGGUGUAGUGUUGAGACUGGAGUUCUUCAAACAAUCACAAGCCUUUGUCCAGUAACUGAAAUCCAAACAAUUUCUGGAGUCGAAUAUACUGUCACAAAGACUACAACUAGCCUCAUCGUCACUAAUGUUUAUCCUACUGAGUACUCAAAAACUACUCUACCAGCAAAGACUAAGACGUGAGAACCCUUAUUCCCCGAAUCUAUGUAUUUCGAAUUCGAAACUAAUCAUCAAUUAGUGUUGAAACUGGAGUUCUUCAAACUAUCACAAGCCUGUGUCCAGUUACUGAAAUUCAAACUAUCUCUGGAAUCGAAUAUACUGUUACAAAAACGACAACUAGUCUUAUUGUCACUAAUGUAUAUCCUACCGAGUAUUCCAAAACCACUUUACCAGCGCAAACUAAAACGUGAGAAUUUCUCUUUCGGUAUAUAAAUAUAUACUAAUCAUUAAUAUAGUGUUGAAACCGGAGUCGCUCAAACGAUCACAAGUGUUUUCCCAGUUACUGAAGUUCAAACAAUCUCUGGUAUCCAAUAUACUAUCACGAAAACAAAGACUAGUAUCAUCGUAACUAAUGCAUAUGUUACUGAUUAUUCGAAAACUACUUUGCCAGGAGAAACCAAGACGUGAGUUUUGGAUUCUUGUUGCAUACCUUUGAGAUGUAGAUGCUGACUAGAUAUAAAGAAUCGAAACGUAUGUCUACCAGACUUCUACUAGCUUAUGCCCAGUUACCGAAGUUCAAACAGUUUGUAUGAAACCACAUUUCUAUUCCAUAAAUUUUACAUCCUGACAGACAAAUUUUAGCCGGUGUUCCAAUCACAAAAGUAUAUACCAGCACAAUCGUCACCCAGGGCCAGGUUCCUACAACUAUUUUCCAAUAGUAAGUUCAUCAUGCAUUACAAAUAGAGCCCGGGCUAACAAAUUCAGCACUACUACUCAAGCUACUGAAUAUAAGACUACUGAUGUCUAUGAAACUGAGUCUUGUGUCGAAAGUGUAUAUACUACCAUCAGUGCUGGAUCAACGUAAGUUUUAUGCUUUUCCCCUUGAAGGAGAAUCUCCAAGGGCUAACCAAUCCCUGAUAUAGCAUCGUCCUAACAGCCACAAAAACAAACAUCAUCAAAGUAACUGCCAUAAAAACCCUAACUUCUACUCUCCCCGCUGCAACCGGCGAAACUACCGUUUACGUAGGUUUUCUUCUCCAUAUCACCGUCCCCUAUCCUCCCCCUAAUCCGCGCUAACACUCUCCCAGAUCCCAACAACCUCAUCCAACAUAAUCGAAACAAUCGCCAUCGUCACCAUCCCCUCAGUAGUCAAAACCGUCACAAUCCCAACAACCUACUGGGCAAACAUAACUCACAUCAAAACAUCCACCUAUAUUCAACCUAGUACCCUCACUGUCCCAGCUCAAAUCACUAGUUAUUACGUUCAACCUACUACGUAUACGAAUGUGCAGACUGAGACUGCGGCGAGUAGUGUCCAAGCGACAAGUGUGGCGCCUAGUGCGCCGGUUGAGGCGAAUGUGGCGGGGGGCAAGCUAAAGGCACCGGGUUUAUAUUUGUCGGUGAUGAUGGGGAUUUUGGUGGGGAUUGUGGGGUUGUGGUAGAUGGGUUUGAGAUGGAUGGAUAUGGAUAUGGAGGGAAAGAAGUAAAAGGGAAAAGAGCAUAUGCUUCCAUGAUUCGACGUAUAGCGGAAACCUUGGCUUGGGCUAGUUAAUGGUAUGGAUUUUUGCAACUGGAUAUGGAAUUGGAUUUUGGAUGGGUUAGCAGAUAAUGCUUGAGGGAAAACAAAACUUUCCUUAUCUAAUGGAUGGAUGAGUUUUUUUGUUUUGGAUACGGCAGGGGUUUUAUGAAAGGAUGAUUGGGUGAUGAGGGAUGGAUGAUAUGGAUGAUGAUUUUGAUGAUAUGGAUGAUGAUGUGGGAUGAUACGGAUGAUGGGAUGAGAAGAUGAAUGAUUGGGAUUUAAGGGGAUCAUUUACUAAUUUUAUUUUGUAGAUAUUUUUCGAUUCUAUUUCAAUUUGUUGGAUUGAAUAUUUUAAAUUUUUUCUGAAAAUACUAUUGUUUGGACGGGUGAAUGGGUGAAUGGGUGAAUGAUUAUAAUGUAAGAAUACCUGUGAAUAAAU
This is a messenger RNA of Sclerotinia trifoliorum, 3878 nucleotides long. NCBI's taxonomy places the organism in Eukaryota, Fungi, Ascomycota, Leotiomycetes, Helotiales, Sclerotiniaceae. The record is from the annotation of a GenBank genome assembly.